GAUGAUCGUGUCUGAAUUGAAAUGAUUCGGUCAAAGUUUUAUCAACGAAGAAGACAUGCCAAUUGAAUGUUUUCGCGAGUGACGUAACCAACCGCGGUUAGAUCAUCUUACUAGCGGUUGACUGUAAUGGUUCGCGGUGUGAAGUUACAUGGUUCGAUUGAAACGUACAGUGCAGAUCAGAUGCUAGCUUUGGUAAACUGUACGGACAUUCCGGCAUAGGGAAACCCUCGUGCGACUGUACGAAUUGACAAACCGCCACGAAGCACCCCUUGACCCAGUUAAAGCCGAGAGCCCCUUUUCAGGUGCUCCUAUAACCACCGAGAACGCUACUAUAUUGUACCAGUCGAUGUAUAUAAUGAAUUCUCAUACGAGAUUGAUAGUCGCCAUUGGCAUGUUGUGCGCUAGUGUAUUCGACGACGCGUUAUCCUUCGUCCUCGAAGGUACAUCGACUAGCUACGCUCAGUUCCGCAAGUGGAACGCCGGUCUUAACGGUACCCUGGAGUUCGAGUUCAAGACGGACCAGGGUAGCGGACUCCUUCUCUACACCGACGACGGUGGCACCUACGACUUCUUCGAGAUAAAACUUGUCGAAAGUGCACUCAGACUGAGGUACAACCUCGGUGGUGGUGCGCAGAUCGUAACCGUUGGUCGGGACCUGGGCGAUGGUCAUUGGCACAAGGUCCAAGUGACCCGCAACAACGAGAACACAACCCUGACCGUUGAUGGGACCAGUUCGACGUCCACAUCCCGCGGCAAGGAGUUCGAGUUUGGAAAGCUCAACGGCAACUCCGACGUCUAUGUUGGCGGUAUGCCCAGCUGGUACAACAGCAAACUCACACUUUUGGCACUUCCGAGUGUCAUCUUUGAGCCCAGGUUCAACGGGAUUAUAAGGAACCUCGUUUACGCCGAUGGUGAGACGAUAACGUCCAGGAGGCAGGAGAUGAAGAGUCGGGACACCAAGUGUGCAGGAUAUCCAUGCGUGGAGAACAUCAGCAGUAAACGAAAACCUCCGAGGAGCUUGCGGAGCAUGAUCGUGACGAACAUAACAGACGCCUGCGAGGUUCACGAUCCGUGUCAACACGGUGGGAUUUGCAUUUCAACGGACAGCGGGCCGAUCUGCGAGUGCCGGACAGGAGACUACGAGGGUGUCUACUGCGAAAAAGAGGCAUGGAGCACAGUGCUACCGACAGCUGGCACCGACGAAUUCUGGGAGUGGGAUUACAACAAGGCACCUUCAGAAGCAACGUUCAAAGGUACGGAGUACCUAACGAUAGAUCUGAGCAAGGCUGAACCAGUCAUGAGUACUCAGGAGUCGAUCAGUAUUUACUUCAAGACGAGACAGCCUAACGGACUCUUGUUUUAUUCCGGCGAAGCAGGUGACUAUCUCACAAUAUCCCUCAAGGAUGGUGGCGCUGCGGUUGGCAUGACAUUAGCUAAUGGCAGGCUGGAUCUUCACAUUAAACCCGCUAGGGUCCGAUUCGACGAUAAUCAGUGGCACAGAAUCGUCGUACAUAGACGAGUUCAAGAGAUUUCAACGAUUACCAGCUUCUGUCGGCUCUCAGCAGUGGUUGACGGAGUUUUUGCUGAUCAUGGACACACUGCCGGAUCUUUCUCGCGACUGGCAAGUGAUCGACUCUUCGUUGGCGGAGGCGCAGAUGCCAGGUCUCUUCAUGGCGCUAAAGGCAUCAACAACUUCGUCGGUUGCCUACGAAAGGUCGAAAUUGCAGCCGAAGGUGUAAGGAUGGAGCUAAUCGAAGCUGCCAAAAGCGGAGCGGCUGGUGCAGCGGCCUGGGGUCGAAUAGAAUUCCAAUGUCAGGACCCAAAAGCCUCCGAUCCGGUCACCUUUACCACCAGAGACUCUCACCUCAAGGCCUCGCCGGUCAGCAGCAGGCGACUUCACGGAGCCUUGGUCACCUUCACCAGCCCAGAGUCCCACCUGGUUCUACCGCCGUGGAAAGCGGCCAAAUCCGGAAGCAUAUCGUUCAAAAUUCGAACAAACGAGCCGAACGGCCUCGUUAUGUACAGUAAAAGCGGAGGACACACGAGGCCGGAUUUGUUCGCCUUUGAAAUACUCGGUGGUCAUUUGUACCUACAUGUGGACCUUGGCAGUGGGCCUACAAAGGUCAGGGCGUCGCGACGUCGCGUAGAUGACAGUGCGUGGCAUGACGUCGCCCUACGUCGGGUGGAACGUGACGGUCGAUUGACCGUUGACGGUGUGACAACAGAGUUCCGAACGCCAGGCGAUUCGACGCAGCUUGAUCUCGAUGGUUUGUUGUACAUCGGAGGCGUCGGGGCGCCUUUUGCACCUUUGACUAUACCGCCGGUUUUGUGGAGCGGAUCUCUGAGACAAGGUUACGUUGGCUGUCUGAGAGAUCUUGUGAUCAACGGAAAUCCGGUUGACAUAGCCGGAUACGCGCAGCAGCAAGAUUCGGGCGCUGUGAGACCUGCUUGCCACGUUCAAUCGCCACACUGCGCAUCGGAACCAUGUAUGCACGGUGGUCAUUGCUUGGAGGGAUGGAACAGAUUUCACUGUGAUUGUACGGGGACACCGUUCACUGGACCAACUUGCGGCAAGGAUGCAUCGACGCUCCAUCUCAAUGGUACUCAACAAAUGACUGCUCUGAUGCCUGAGGAUUCGAGAACUCAAGCGGAAGAAGUCGUGGUUCGUUUUAAAACUGCAAAAUCUCAAGGCUUGCUGAUAGCAACUAGUCUUGAAAACAGUUCUGACCGUCUUCAGCUUUCCUUGGAGGAAGGCAAAGCUAAGAUGCUGAUUCAUAUAGGCGAUCGUGAAAAGAUUGUCAUGGUCGGUCAAGGGUUGAACGACGAUACUUGGCACACGUUGAAAUUCUCGAGAAGAGCGACUUCGUUAAAACUGCAGAUCAAUGACGAGCCUGCAGUACGUGCCGAGACUCUUCUUGGAAAGCAGAGCAUCCUUGAAUUCCGAACUCUACACGUAGGAGGAUACCUUCACGCCGAAUACGACACUCCGCACUUUGUCGGGCAACUCCAACAAGUCUGGUUCAACGGUUAUCCUUAUCUCGAAAUUGCCCGCAGCGCCGGAUCUCAUCAAGGUUCUCAUCAAGGAGUGACGCCGAUUAUAAGGGUGACGGGGAAAUUCGGCAAGCGAAAUCAUCCGGUUCACCAUCCCGUCACCUUCACUUCGAAACACACCUUCGUCGGGCUUCCGGUCCUCAAGGCUUACGUGGAAGCCAACGUCUACUUCCAGUUCAAGACACGCGAGGCGAACGGACUUCUUCUUUACAACGCGGGUCGUGAGCGUGACUUCAUCGCCAUCGAAUUGGUCAACGGUCACGUGCACUAUGUUUUUGACUUAGGAGACGGACCCGUUCGAAUAAAAGACACUUCCAGAUCUCGAUUGAACGACGGAAAAUGGCACGCAGUGAGCAUCGCUCGUCCAGCACCCAAGAGACAUACUCUGGCUGUCGAUGACCACGUUGCCGCGGUUAACAGUCCUGGUAGCAACGAGAACUUGGACUUGGAUGGGAUACUCUACAUAGGUGGUGUUGAAAAGUCGACGUACGGUCAGCUACCAAAGAACAUCCUUAGUCGUCAUGGCUUCGAAGGAUGUCUCGCUUCUCUUGACCUCAGUGGCGAGAGUCCUGACCUUCUGUCCGAUGCCGUGGUUCCCAGUUCUCUGGUCGAGUCAGGUUGCGAUGCGCCAAAUUCACAUCCGGGGAAAAGAUGCACUCAUGACGUUUGUGCCAAUCAUGGUACCUGCGUUCAACAGUGGAACACCUACACCUGCGAUUGUGAUAUGACCAGCUUUACUGGACCAACGUGCAACGACGAAGCAACCGCCUACGAAUUCGGAGCGGGACGUGGCCUCAUUACAUACACAUUCCCUGCUGAUCGAAGACCGGAAAUGAAGAGAGACAUGAUUGCUUUGGGCUUUGCGACCGGGAUUAGCGACGCCGUUCUCAUGCGGAUUGAAUCAGCUUCGAGCAACGAUUACUUGGAAAUUGAAAUUGUCGAAGGAAACGUGUUUGCAGUUUACAACAUGGGGACCAACGAUCAUCCGAUCGGCGAAGUUGGCGUAAAAGUUAACGACAACCAGUAUCACGUUGUCAGAUUAUCGAGAAGCGGAGCAAACAGCACCUUGCAAGUUGACGAUUAUAACUUGCAGUCUAAUCAUCCGUCUGGUCAUCAACUAACCGUGUUCAACAGCCAAGCGACUAUCCAAAUCGGUGGUCGAUGGAACCGGAGCAAAGGUCGAGUUGAACGUCCGUUUCUGGGGGUAGUUUCUGGCGUCGUUGUAAACGGUGCUCGAAUCCUGGAUCUGACCGCCGCCAGGGACCCAAGGACCUCGACUAGAGGAGACGUGCAAUUAUUACCCACCGGAAGUCUUUUGGACAGAGCUGCACCGCUACAAAGGAUGCAACAGACUCCAGCAUCCGGAUUACCGGGGGUCAUUGAUGACCUGAUUUUCUCCGGAGCCGGAAGCGGAUGCGCUGGUGACGACGAGGACGAGGAAUGCUCACCGAUAUUAGAAUCUGGUUCUGGUAAGUACGAUCUGAUAACGCCGGUUUACGUAGCGCCGACAAGGUCGCCAGUCACCCCGAAGCCGAAAGGCCCCAACAAAGAAAAUCCAGAAAGACCCUCUUGCGACGAUGAAGAAGACUGCUACGACGGUUCGGGAGGAGAUCCUCUCACAACUGAAGAAAUAUUCGUCACUGCAGCAACAGAUCCGAGCGCCGGUUCGUACACGACGCUACGUACCACUCCGACCAGUCAGUCGACGACGCAGACGCUGCCAGGGUCGCCGUCGACGCCGUCUAAGGGUGGCAUAGACGUCGUCUCGACGCAAUACGCUGGCACCACACAAUUCAACGCCACUUCACCCGGUGCUGACUCCAGCCAUGACAGCACUGUGACCCACAGAGUAACCAGCUCGACCGGAACACCCUCGCAGACGACGUCGACAACGGGUAUGAUGGAACCGCCGCCGCCGCCGCCGCCCCCGAUUUACACGCCGAUUCCAACGCAGCGUCCAGGCAUCGGCAAGGAUCCAAGGAUAAACUCGGAGGCGGCGGAAAACGCGGCUCUGAUAAUCGGGAUAAUAGCCGGAGCGCUGAUAGCGAUAGUACUGAUAAUAUUGAUAAUAUUGAAGUUCAAACACCGGCCGGAAGCGAGCUACAAGAUCGACGAGAGCAAGAACUUUUGUCAGGAUCCUAACGCCGCGCUUCUUGGUUCGGCUGCAGGCGCGGGGCAGCCUUUUAACGGAGCUUUAAAAAAUGGUGCGAGUGUUAAUAAAAAUGUUAGGAAACAGGAACUAAAGGACAUCAAGGAAUGGUACGUCUAAGGACUCCGCGUAAGAAGAUGGCUGAUUUGUUGGCGGGCCAACUAUUGCCUAGAAUA
Diprion similis is the source of this 5376-nucleotide messenger RNA. It is a transcript of the gene Nrx-1, whose product is annotated as neurexin-1. The coding region runs from base 347 to 5320 and encodes 1657 amino acids. NCBI's taxonomy places the organism in Eukaryota, Metazoa, Arthropoda, Insecta, Hymenoptera, Diprionidae. The record is from RefSeq and is a predicted model, not a curated record. The transcript has 27 exons.